Molecule: messenger RNA, 939 nt
Organism: Prorocentrum cordatum
Lineage: Eukaryota; Dinophyceae; Prorocentrales; Prorocentraceae
Source: the annotation of a GenBank genome assembly
GUUCUCCCCGACUGGCUUAAGAGCGGCUUGAGGGUUGCAGGCGCGGUGUCUGGCAGGAGCGACAUCAUCAAGUACGUGGGCGAAACUGUUGACAGAUUUCUCGAUAGAAAAGAUCGGAUGACCGCUAAGGAGCUGAAAAAGCGUAAACUUCCUGAGAUGAUUCCAAACAGAGAAAUGGCACUCGCUAUUGACCACGGCCUCAAAAGUGCAGGAUUGUCAUUAGAGUAUUUCAUUCCGAAGGUGAAGAUGGCUCCGUUAGCGGCGAACGAGAUUCGAUACAUCAUUGAACUUCCAGAGGACAGGCGGGUUCCAGGCACGAGUAGGUUCAGGAGUUGCAUCACGAACAAGGACAAUGGGCCGACGCGGGUGGAGUUGCCACGUCAGCUGAACUGGGCCGAAGGUUGUAGCUCGCUCCACUCGCCGAGUCUCCACAAGUCUUUCGACGAGGGCUCGAUCGGCUUGCCGAUGACUCACUGGAUGGAUUGUUUUCUCGGAGUGCGCGGUGCAUCUAUUGAGGACAAGUGGCAUCGCUUCUGGAACGACAUGAAGGGCGCGCUGAUCGAGAACGACUUGUGGUCGGUCAUCAGCGAGCGCACGGUUGUGUUCAACAUGAUGACUGCCCCCUUCGGCCACCACAAGUUCUUCACUGAAAUCUCGGAGGACAUCUGCGCAGAGAAGGGCAUGCUGGACGACUUCGGCAUUGGCACCGAGAACCACAAGGAGUAUGUGUGGAACAUGGUCAAAAAUAGCAUUGCUUGGUCGAUCAAAGGCUCCAGAGUAAAAAUUGGCAGGUCGGCUAGUUGGAUCAACGCUAACCGUGAGUGGAGGGGCAAAAAGAUGGAAGUAUUGUUGGUGUUGGUGUACAUUGGCAUGCUACAUGGUUGGUGGAAGUCCCUCGACGGAGUUCCGAUCACGCCGUCGGCGAUGAAGAUUCUCGAG